Molecule: messenger RNA, 1781 nt
Organism: Ipomoea nil (Japanese morning glory)
Lineage: Eukaryota; Viridiplantae; Streptophyta; Magnoliopsida; Solanales; Convolvulaceae
Product: BTB/POZ and MATH domain-containing protein 2-like
Exons: 4
Coding region: 324-1547 (407 amino acids)
Biological process (GO): protein ubiquitination
Molecular function (GO): protein binding
Source: RefSeq, a predicted model, not a curated record
UCCCAAAUUUCCACUAAUCGAACCCCCUUUAUCUUUUCAUGUCUUUAUAUACGGGCUCGAUGUGCAAAGAUCAUACUCUCACUUUGCUAGAUUUCCAAAUUCGUCGCCUGAAUUUUCCAUUUCUUCCUUCUUUGCCUUCUCCUCCGAUCAUCUAACGCUGUAUCCGACCUGUAUUCACCAUCCUAAUUACGAUUUUUCUAAACCCUAAUUCCAUCUCAAAACCCUAGGUUUUGAAUCCGAUUCAAACUCUCUCGUCUUUCCAAUCCAUUAAAUCCUACCCCCACCCCCAAUUCGACCGAACCAUCACCUCCAAACCCCCAUACAUGGGCACUCUUCGGGUUCGUUUGGAUCCUCAACAACCGGAAGCGUCUUCGUCUGCUCAAUCCACCACCACUACAUCCACCUGCAGGACGGAGACAAUAAAUGGGUCGCACGAUUUCAAGAUUAAAGGCUAUUCGCUGUCGAAAGGCAUGGGUAUUGGGAAAUACGUCGCCUCCGAGACGUUCACCGUCGGCGUGUAUGAUUGGGCGAUUUAUUUUUACCCCGAUGGUAAGAGUGCGGAGGAUAAUGCUACUUAUGUGUCGCUUUUCAUUGCUUUGGCAAGUGAUGCGACUGAUGUCCGGGCGCUGUUUGAGUUGACUCUGUUGGAUCAGAGUGGCAACGGGAUGCAUAAGGUUCAUUCUCAUUUUAGGAGGGUCCUGGAGACUGGGCCAUAUACCCUCAAGUAUCGUGGUAGCAUGUGGGGUUAUAAGCGCUUUUACAGAAGAACACAGUUAGAAACUUCAGAAUUCCUCAAAGAUGACUGUCUCUUGAUCCAAUGUACUGUUGGUGUUGUCAGAACAUAUAUAGAAGCACCAAAGAUUUACUCCAUACCAGUGCCGGCAUCUAACAUUGGUUUGCAGUUUGGGAAGGUCUUAGAAAGUGGAGAGGGAAGUGAUAUAAAUUUUGAAGUAGAGGGUGAAGUAUUCCCUGCUCACAAGUUGGUGCUUGCUGCACGUUCCCCUGUUUUUAGGGCACAGCUUUUUGGUCCAUUGAAGGAACAGAACACUCAGUAUAUUAAAAUUGAAGAAAUGCAGGCUCCUGUUUUCAAGGCAUUGCUUCACUUCAUAUAUUGGGAUAUGCUACCUGAUUUACAAGAUCUUGUGGGUCUUGAUACAACAUGGGCAGUCACACUGAUGGCUCAACAUUUGCUUGCUGCGGCAGACAGAUAUGGACUUGAAAGGUUGAGAGUGCUGUGUGAAUCUAAACUUAUUGCGGAUGUUGCCAUCAAUACAGUAGCUACAACACUGGCUUUGGCUGAUCAGCAUCAAUGUGUCCAACUGAAAUCUGUUUGCCUGAAAUUCAUUGCUUCACCUGAAAAUUUGAAAGCUGUGAUGGAAACAGAUGGAUUUAAUCACCUAAAAGAAAGCUGUCCUUCUGUUUUAACUGAACUGCUUGAUUAUGUGGCUAAGAUGGGUUUACACCCAGCAACUUGCUAUGAUCAUGGUGGAAUUGCACUUGAUGGUAGUGAUGCAAAUGGAAGAAGAGUGAAGCAGAGGUUAUACUGAUGGGUGUAUUGGACGGAGAUAGUGUUUACUAUUCUUGUAUGCUAGUAUUUUUUGACAGUCACCGAUUGGUAUAGAAAUACAUUGUAAUAGCUCAUUUAUUUCUGAGCAGGUAUAUAUCCUGAAUGAACACUUUUUUCCAUUCAGUCUUUCUUCUUUUCCGAUCUGAGAUUUCAAUUUGUGUGCCGUGUAUUUUAUGAACUGAUUAGAAGUUUCAUGGCUGCUCAUGCAGGCUGA